Nyctereutes procyonoides (raccoon dog) is the source of this 6171-nucleotide messenger RNA. RefSeq names its product protocadherin beta 3 (gene PCDHB3). Gene Ontology annotation, biological process: homophilic cell-cell adhesion. The coding region runs from base 175 to 2532 and encodes 785 amino acids. The record is from RefSeq and is a predicted model, not a curated record. The transcript has a single exon. Gene Ontology annotation, cellular component: plasma membrane. NCBI's taxonomy places the organism in Eukaryota, Metazoa, Chordata, Mammalia, Carnivora, Canidae. Gene Ontology annotation, molecular function: calcium ion binding.
CACCGAUCCGGUUCGGGAAACUAGGGAUUGUGAGCCUGGGCAGACUUUUAAGCAAGCAAAUAUGAGCAAAUCUGGAAAGGAUUAUUCGUAGACAUUCUUCCAGGGUUGAAAGGCACAAGACUGCGUUUGUUGGCACUGCCGGAGGCUUAGCUUGACAAUAUAUCCGGGAAGAACAUGGCAGAAAGCGCAAUGGAGGCCAGAGGCGACAGCUUUCUUAGACAAAGGCAAGUUCUAUUUCUCUUUGUUUUUCUGGGUGUGUCUCUGGCUGAGUCUGAGUCAAGACGCUACUCCGUGGUUGAGGAAAUGGAGAGGGGCUUUUUAAUAGCCAACCUAGCAAAGGAUCUAGGGCUAGGGGUGGGGGAACUGGCUGUGAGGGGAGCCCAGGUUGUGUCUAAAGGGAACAGACAGCAUAUUGAGCUCAACCAUCAGAACGGCGAUCUGCUCCUGCAUGAGAAAUUGGACCGGGAAGAGCUAUGCGGCCCCACGGAGCCCUGUGUACUGCAUUUUCAGAUAUUACUGCAAAACCCUUUGCAGUUUAUUACAAAUGAGCUUCAGGUCAUAGACGUAAAUGACCAUUCCCCGGUAUUCUUUGAACAUGAAAUGCAGCUGAAACUCUUAGAAAACACGCCACCAGGGACCAUAAUUCCUUUGGGAAAUGCUGAGGACUUGGAUGUGGGAAGAAACAGUCUCCAAAACUACACGAUCACUCCUAAUUCCCAUUUCCACGUUCUCACACGCAGUCGUAGGGAUGGAAGAAAGUAUCCACAACUAGUGCUGGACAAAGCGCUGGACCGUGAGGAGCAGCCAGAGCUCAUUUUGACUCUCACCGCGUUGGAUGGUGGCUCUCCACCCCUGUCGGGGAUCGCCCAGGUUCACAUUGUGGUCUUAGACAUAAACGACAACGCCCCAGAAUUUACACAGUCACUAUAUGAGGUUCAAGUUCUAGAGAACAGCCCCAUUAACUCUGUUCUUGUCACCGUCUCAGCUUCUGAUUUAGAUACAGGAAAUUUGGGGACAGUUUCAUAUGCAUUUUUUCAUGCUUCUGAAGAAAUUCGCAAAACUUUUCAGCUAAAUCCAAUUACUGGUGAUAUCCAGCUAGUCAAAUAUUUGAAUUAUGAGGUUAUGAAUACCUAUGAAGUGGACAUAGAAGCCAAGGAUGGCGGAGGCCUUUCAGGAAAAACAACAGUAAUAGUUCAGGUGGUUGAUGUGAACGACAACCCACCAGAACUGACCUUGUCCUCAAUAGUCAGCUCUAUCCCUGAGAACUCACCAGAGACUGUGGUGGCUGUUUUCAGUGUUUCUGAUCCAGACUCCGGAGACAAUGGCAGAAUUAUGUGUUCCAUCGAGAGCAAUCUCCCUUUCAACCUCAAACCAUCAGAAGAGAAUUUCUAUACCUUGGUAACAAAUGGGGCGCUGGACAGAGAGAGCCAGGCGGAGUACAACAUCACCAUCACCGUCAGUGACUUGGGGACCCCCAGGCUGAAGACCCAGCACAACAUCACCGUGACGGUCUCCGACGUCAACGACAACGCCCCCGCCUUCAGCCAGACCACCUACACCCUGCGCGUCCGCGAGAACAACAGCCCCGCCCUGCACAUCGGCACCGUGAGCGCCACCGACAGGGACGCGGGCGCCAACGCCCAGGUCACCUACUCGCUGCUGCCGCCCCGGGACCCGCACCUGCGGCUCGCCUCGCUGGUGUCCAUCAACGCGGACAACGGGCAGCUGUUCGCGCUCAGGUCCCUGGAUUACGAGGCGCUGCAGGCCUUCGAGGUCCGCGUGGGCGCGGCCGACCGCGGCUCGCCCGCGCUGAGCAGCCAGGCGCUGGUGCGCGUGCUGGUGCUGGACGACAACGACAACGCGCCCUUCGUGCUGUACCCGCUGCAGAACGGCUCUGCGCCCUGCACCGAGCUGGUGCCGCGGGCGGCCGAGGCGGGCUACCUGGUGACCAAGGUGGUGGCGGUGGACGGCGACGCGGGCCAGAACGCCUGGCUGUCGUUCCAGCUGCUCAAGGCCACGGAGCCCGGGCUGUUCGGCGUGUGGGCGCACAACGGCGAGGUGCGCACGGCCCGGCUGCUGAGCGAGCGCGACGCGGUCAAGCACAGGCUGCUGGUGCUGGUCAAGGACAAUGGCGAGCCGCCGCUGUCGGCCAGCGUCACGCUGCACGUGCUGCUGGUGGACGGCUUCUCGCAGCCCUACCUGCCGCUGCCGGACGUGGCGGCGGCCGAGGCCCGGGCCGACCCGCUCACCGUCUACCUGGUCAUCGCCUUGGCGUCCGUGUCGUCGCUCUUCCUGUGCUCGGCGCUGGCGUUCGUGGCGGUGCGGCUGUGCAGGAGGAGCGGGGCGGCGUCGGGGGGUGGCUGCGCGGUGCCCGAGGGCCACUUUCCGGGCCACCUGGUGGACGUCAGCGGCGCGGGGACCCUGUCCCAGAGCUACCAGUACGAGGUGUGUCUGACGGGAGGGACUGGGACCAGCGAGUUCAAGUUCUUGAAGCCUGUUAUUCCCAGUGGUCUGUUUCAGGAUACUGAGUGAGACUAAAGCAAAGCUCUACUUUUAUGGAUAGUUUAGGUUUCAUUUACACAAUAGUAAAAAAAAAAAGUUGUUUGGCUGUGGUUGUUUUCUUUUGAAAUCAAGAAUCUUUCGUUGAUAUAACAUUUUGCUUAUAUGUUGAUUUUACUUUGUGUUGUUUGUAAUCCUUGCAUAUUCUUUUUUCAUCUGCUUUCUGUCCUAUAAGGCAGUCUUAAUGCCUCCUUCUCUUUUUCUAAUAGGUGAGCAAAAAUACAUUCAUUUUGUUUUAAUGAUUUCAAACAGGUUUACUUUAAGGAACUCAUCUUAAAUUCUACAUCCAAAGAAAUGUAGAGUUCCAAACCAGUAAUCUUAUAAUUUACCCUGUUGAAUACAGUCACAUCUUGUUCUUUACAAUAUACUUAAAGCAGCUUUGUAGUUAAUGAAGUUUGUGGAUAUACAAAAAUGUGUCUUCUUUAAGAUGUACCUUCUUUAAGGUACAACAUGUUUUUAGGGACAUAGUAGUCAAAUGAAAGUAAUACAUUUAGUUUACUUUCUGUUUUGACAUUUGCAAUUAAUAUUUAAUACUAUAUUGAUUUACAUUGACAAAAAUGCACACAAAAUAUAGGCUAUGAGGCAUAUUACUCUGAUUUGCUUAGUGUAUUCUUAUGAUGACUGAAGAAAAAUAAUUAAGCCUAGAGCAUUUUGAACAAUAGAUUGUGCCUUUUCAUUUUGCACGAAAAUGUUGUUAGUGAGGCAUCGGAUACAACGACAAUUUAGUUUGUAAAUUCUGAGAUCUAAAUGUUAUCAAUCCAAGAGUCAUUUUUUAAAAUUUAUUCAUUUAUUUGACAGAGAGAGUGGGGAGAAGGCCAAAGGGAGAAGGAGAGAGAGGGAGAAUCUCAAGCAGACUCUGUGCUUAGGAGGGAGCUGGAGGCCCAGCUCCAUCUCCGGACCCUGAGAUCAUAACCUCAUCGGAAACCAAGAGUCCUGUGCUCAACCGACUGAGCCACCCAGGCAUCCCAAGAGUCAUUUUUUUAAAAAAUUUCAAGAAAGCACAUGCAUAUAUGAUUUCUAAAUGCUUUACGGUAAAUGUGGUGUCCCAUCCAAUCCUGCUUUUAAAAUUAAUAUCUAGGAGUGCCUGAGUGGCCCAGUCAGUUAAGCCACUGACUGCUGGUUUUAGGUCAGGUCUUGAUCUCAGGGUCAUGAAAUCGAGCCCCACCUCCAUGCUCAGAGUCUUCUUGGAGUUCUCUCUUCCUCUCUCUCUGCCUCUCCCCCACUAUCUUUCCCUCUCUCAAAAUAAAUAAAUCUUUUAAGAAAAAUAAUUUUAAUACCUACUUGGUAUUUAGAUGGUGAUAUAUGAUAUAUGAUAUAUAUAUAUGAUAUAUGUAUUUUUUGUUUGUUUGUUUACCAUCUUGGUUCCCUCCUCCUGAUUUCAACCUGAUUACUCAGGAUUAUAUAUGGUCCUUCUGGGAUAAACUUUGUCCAUCCACAUCAGCAUUCACCCCCUAUAAUGUAAGUAAAAGGUGUAUAAGAAGAGGUAGUUCUAAAGAAGAGGUAGUUCUAAAGGAGAGGAAUAUCAUUGUGAAAAUCUAAAUUAGCUACACCUAUGAAUAAAAUCUAGAAGCAACCAAAACAUCACAGUUUAUACCUAUUUUGGAUGAAAAAGAAAAACUUAUAUUUAAGUGACAAAUUAGGGAUUCAUGGGUGGCUCAGCGGUUCAGCGCCUGCCUUCGGCCCAAGGCGUGAUCCUGGAGUCCUGGGAUCGAGUCCCACAUCGGGCUCCCUGCAUGGAGCCUGCUUCUCCCUCUGCCUGUGUCUCUGCCUCUCUCUCUGUGUAUCUCUCAUGAAUAAAUAAAAUCUUAAAAAAAUAAGUGACAAAUUAUUUAGUCCCCAAUUAGAGACGUUGAUUAGGAAAAAAAAAUCAAUUUUCUUCUCAGAGGCAUUUUCUCUUCCAGAGAGAUAGAACUUUCCAAGAACUGAAAAUUGGUGACUAGAAGAGAGUAAAGUGAAGUUUCUCAAUGAUUUUGAAAAUUCCCAAAAGAGAAAAAGAAUUUAAGAUUGAACUUUCCUUUAAUCAUACAUUAAAGUGUAGUUAUAAAUGCUGUCAUUUUGUACAACUGAGAAUCAAAUGCAUGAGUCCUUAAUAAUCAGAGGAAAAAGAAUAUUUCCUUUCACUGAUGAAGCACUUUAUAGAGAUGUUUGAAUCUGGCUCUUUUAGUCAGAUCUUUUUUCUUCUUUUCAUAUUUAGCUGAAUUUUCAUUAAGAGAAGAAAAAGGCAAAGAACUAUAUCAAGACUUCUCUUUAUUUGGCUGGCUUAGUACUGGUAGUGUCAGAGCUAGGGAAAUAUGCCAUUGUGUAAGGUAUAGAAGACAGGUUCUUUGUGUGUUUGUUUUUGUUUUUAGCCAAUAUGGUAUAUGAUCUGGGACUAAAGUUGGAGAGAUUGUAAGCUGAUGAUUCAUUUGGAUCUGGAAGACAAAAGAAUAGAUACUAGUAAUAACUUAGUUGGUAGAUCCAUUGGAUUUACAUAUUGUUGAGAAAGUGAACAGAAUUUAGUAAAGCCAGAAAAGAUCCUCUGUACUAAAUUCGAAGAUCAGAAACAAUGACACCUUAAUCUUGUUUCAAAGUUGCUUUUAUUUCUGGGCUGUUGGAAACCUUUUACUCUUUCAUCUGAAGAUAAUGUUCAAAAACUACCUUAUCUGGAUAUUAAGUAGAGGACAAAGAGGGUACCAUAGGUAUAGUCCUAUCUAUUGUGGCUACUUUCUGGAAUUCCUAUACUGAAAGUCUGGUACAAGGUGAAAGGGAUGACUUCCAAUGUUAAUGAUAAUUUUUAGUAGUCUUCUAUGAGGACUAAUAAGUUCAUUACUGUGAAUUAUUUCCAAAUUGAUCUCUAAUAUUCUAAUUCUCAAAAAGUAAAGGAAAUUAAAAUGGCCCCUCCCCCCAAAUACACUAAAUAACCUAACUAGACUCUAUGGAAAUUAUCAGUAGAGUCUGUUUCUCUUUUAUUCAGAAUUGCAUCUCCAGCAUUAUAACACAAUGCCUCACACAUAGUAGAUGCUUCAAUAACAUUUGUUGAAUGAGUAAUUUUUUAAUAAUAUUUGAGAAGUCAAUGAAUUUUUCAAGAACUUGUUUACUUGGAACUUAUCUGUACAGUGAAAUUCAGAAGAACUAGCUACAUUCAGAAAGGGCUGGGGCUAAAGAAUUCUGAUCUCCAUAGAGCCAACAUAUUAUUUACUGGUCUUCCUUCAUUUGUUGAGAUUUCUGGAAACUAAGAGAAUUGUAAAAUAAUGUAUUAAUCUCUCUUUGGGUUCCAGUUGUGCUUGUUCACAUCUUUGAUUUCAGGGAUAAAGAAAAAGUGAAAUACAAAUGAUUUAUAAAAGCAGUGUCAACUUCUCAGACCUUCUCUUCAUCAAAUUAGCUUCCUGAAGUCAGUAUUUGAAUUCUCUGGCCUCUAAUUGGUUAUUCUAUUGAACUUUGGUUAGCCUUCAUGGUAUCAAAAUUAAAUGAAAUUUGCAAGAUCUGAAAAUCUUUGAAUAAACUUUAAAAUAGCCAAGCAUGAAUUUAGUUUCAAAAUGUAAUUCUGGAUAGUGUGCACUCUCAGUUUUCCUCUUUGAAAACACAUACAUUCAUUAAUAAUUGAAAUAUUUCCUUGACAUUUACAAUCUAUUU